Messenger RNA from Zingiber officinale, 3773 nucleotides. RefSeq names its product protein FAR1-RELATED SEQUENCE 5-like. Gene Ontology annotation, biological process: regulation of DNA-templated transcription. Gene Ontology annotation, molecular function: zinc ion binding. NCBI's taxonomy places the organism in Eukaryota, Viridiplantae, Streptophyta, Magnoliopsida, Zingiberales, Zingiberaceae. The transcript has 5 exons. Bases 1493 to 2917 code for a protein of 474 amino acids. The record is from RefSeq and is a predicted model, not a curated record.
AUUUACUUUUAUGUUUUAAAACCUUACUUUUCUCCUCGCUCGCCUCGCCGUUCCUCGCCGAAACCUAACUUUUCUCCUCGCUCACCUCGUCGUUCCUCGCCGUUCCGCGGAGUUCCUAGCCUUCGCCUCGGUGUCGCCUCGGUGUUCCUCGACGUUCCUCACCUGCGACGCUGUGCUCCUCGACUCGGUGUUCCUCGGCGUUUGACGAGAGCCACCGACACCGACCCGUCGCCGCGACGCCAUCCCUGCCACCGUCACUCUAUAUUUAUCUUGACAGUGAUGCCCCUUCAUUGCUAGGUAAGCUGACCAAACCCAAAUAGUGGAUAAGUAGAAAUUAUGAUCAUGCAAAUAUGAUUUUAUUGUUCUAGUUUAUGAUUAAUUUGAAUGAUCCAAGAAAUAUCCUUUUUUAAGUGUCUCAUUUUGAACAAUGACUUCUUUACCAGCAAUCAAAUAAGAAAUAAACAACACAGCUUACCAUGAUGACUGCAGAGUGAUCAAUCCCCUGAUCACAGUUACAAACUAUAUGUGAUGAAACUAUACUUGAGUGUCCUUUUAUGAUUAUGAGAACCGAAAGAGUAUUAAAGAAUAAACAGCACACCAUUAUGCUACUAUGGCAUUUAGAUCAAAGGACCAACUUAGUGAAUUCAUUCUCUAUUCUAGCAAGUAUAAAUACUAGUGUCCAUAGUAUAUAAAGCUAAGAAUUGUAUUCAUUGGAGUAUCCUAGAUUUAUUGUUUAUUUGCAAAGAUAUAAUGCAUCCAUUCUACUUCCCAUUGUCCAUGGUUAUCAUUAUAGUGGUAAAACUUUUGCCAUUGUUAGCCUAUUUGAUUUGUUUCUAUGCUGGAUGUAUACAGACACUAGAAUCUUCAUAAUUAUAAUUUUUCUCUCUUCUAUUUGUUUCUUUGAUGUUGAAUGUAAACAUUUCUCAUUGGCGAUGACCACCACAUGAGAACAUUGUGAUGUUAGAUUACUAACUAAUUUUUAACUAUUCUACCAAACGAUAGACUUGUUAUAUUGUACUUAUCAAACCUUCACAAUUUAGCAACAUCCUUUUCCUUAUGUCUAUUUGAUUUAGAAUGUUUUUGUGGCUAUAUGGUGAUAUGCAGAACUUCACUUCAUCUAAAUAUGAAAUUCCUCAGCAAUGGAAGAAAAUGAUCAGUUAUAUAUUCCCCAAGUUGCAAAUGAUCGAAAGUUAAAAUAUGGGAUGGAAUUCUCAUCAAUAGAGGAGGCAUUUCAUUCUAUAACCAAUAUGCACGAGAAUCUGGAUUUAGUGCGAGGAUAAAUAAUAGCAAGAAAAAUAAGAUGACAAAUGAAGUUGUGUGGAAAAUAUUUGUAUGCUUUAAAGAAGGGCAUACAAAUUAUCAACGAAAUAAACAGGCAAACGGUGAUCAACGGACGAGGGAAAGAGCACGUGGCGAAGUUAGAACUGGUUGUAAGUCAAAGAUUUCACUUGUCAAGAAAUAAACUGGACCUAAUUGGGUUGUCACUAACUUCAUGGAAGGCCAUAAUCAUCCACUUUCGACUCCUUCAAAGGUGCAUUUACUACGCUCACAUCGUAAUGUUUCGACAGCAAAGAAAGCAUUGACUCAACAGUUUUCAGAGGUCAAUGUGUCAACUUGCCAACAAAUGCGAUUAUUAGAGAUAGAGUAUGGAGGGUCUGAGCUGGUAGGUUGUACAGAAAGAGAUAUUAGAAACUUUGAGAAACAGUUAAGGGAUGAACAAAAGGGUAUCGAUGCUGAAACACUAAUCGAGUUAUUUGCAUCUGAGAAAGAGAAGAAUUCAGCUUUUUUCUUUGAUUACGAGACUGAUUCAGAUAAUAGAUUUAGUAGGUGUUUUUGGGCGGAUCAUGUAUCAAGGACGGCAUACAAUGUAUUUGGUGAUGUAGUUGUAUUUGAUACAACAUAUAACACCAACAAAUAUGGAUUAAUUUUUGCACCGUUUGUAGGAGUUAAUCAUCAUCAUCAAACAAUUGUUUUUGGUUGCGGCUUUAUAAGUGAUGAGAAAACUGAGUCUUUUGUUUGGCUGUUUAACAAGUUCAUAGAAGUUAUGCCUAAAGGUGCACCAAAUGUGAUCAUCACUGAUCAGGAUCCUGCUAUGACGAAAGCAAUUGCCCAAGUUUUCCCUCAGACAGUACAUCGAUAUUGUUUGUGGCACAUACUAAAUAAAUUUCCAAAUAAAUUAGACCCUUUGACUUUUCGUGACUACUACCAAAGCAUAAAAAAUGUCAUUGGAAAUUCUACCACACCUGAUGAAUUUGAGAAUUUAUGGGAAGAAGUUAUCAAGUGUGCUAACUUGGAGAAAAAUGAUUGGUUGUCUUCGAUGUAUGAAUUGCGACACAAGUGGGUGCCAGCAUAUUUUAGUCAUAUAUUUUGUGCUGGAAUGUCAAGUAGUCAAAGAUCUGAAGUUUCACAUGCAUUUUUCAAGAGGUAUGUUUCAAAUAAGAAUUCAUUGAUGGAUUUUAUCAUCCGUUUCAAUAGGGCACUGAGACACCAAAGACACAAUGAGUUAGUUGCUGACCAUAUUGAUAUGAAUGAGCUUCCCAGGAUUAAGACAAACUGGCCAAUGGAAUCUCAAAUGGUUAAGUUAUACACGAAAAAGAAAUGGAUGGAGUUUCAAAGUGAAAUAAGUGAAAUUCAUGGUUACUAUGUGCAACAAGCAUCUAUGGGAGUUGACUCAGUAGUUUAUCAUGUGAUGAAAUUUCAAAGAAGUUCUUCCUCCAAACCAAGGGUGCUUACGCAUGACAAACAGAAGGACAAUAUAUUCUGUAGCUGUAGGAAAUUUGAGUUCGAUGGCAUUCCAUGCAGGCAUAUGUUAGCCUUUUUUCGUAUCAAUCAAGUGUUUCAUUUGCCAGAUAAGUAUAUACUCAAACGAUGGACACGAGAUGCAAAGGUUGGAGCAAUACAUGCUUUGGAUAAGUAAAAUUACAUCGAUGAUCCAGAAAGGGUUUUGAUGUCAAGACACUCAAGGUUAUCCAUUAAAGCUUCAAUAUUAAUUGAUGAUGCAUCUUUGACUGAUGAGGGGACAAAUUUCUUGGAUGAACAAUUCGAUUAUAUCUACAGCAAAAUUAAAGAGAUGAAUACUAGUAAAACAUGUGACAAUGAGGGUCAAAGGAAGAAAUCCAUGGAUAGGUCUCAUAAUAUUAUUGAUCCUUCUUUAGUAAGAACAAAGGGAUGUGGGAAGAGACUAAAAUCAUCAAAGGAGAAGUCAACUUCAAAGUCCCGGUUAUAUCGUGGAUGUGGGCAUCGUGGUGUGUCACAUGACAAGCGCAAUUGUCCAAUUUUACAGCAAGGAUCAACUAUAGAUACUCAUCAUAACAACGAUGACGAUACAUAUGAAGAAUAAUUGGCAUCUAUAGCUGGUUCAAAUAAUAUGCGCUAGGAUAAAACUUUUGUAGAUCCAAUAACAAGUAUGAGACCGACGAUGAUAACUUACGGAAGUUUGCAAAGCAAUUCUAAAGACGAUCACCUGAAGCUGCAGCACCUAAAGGUGGCAAAGAUGACGAUAUCCCAGAUCCAGUGCUUGGAGAGACAUUUGAGCAGACUGCUUAAUCUUGGCGAUGAAUUUUUUUAUAUAUAUUUCAUAUCAAUUUUGGAAGAUUUAAUUAAAUGUUGGUGCUGAUGGACAAUAUUUUUUUAUUUGUUGGUGUUAAUCUUUAUCACUUUGAAUUUUAUUUGUAAAUUGUAAAUUCAUUUAUUCUCAUAUGCAUAAGACAAUUACAGCACAUGAGUACUGUAUUUAUAUCUGAUGAAUUUUUUUAUAUAUAUUUCAUAUCAAU